UGCCAUGGAUUAAAUAGAAAAAAAAAUUGCAGAGGAAGAUCAAUACACAAUCAAGGCAGGACCACCCUCACCAACGACCGGGACCGGAGCAGGAGAACCAACUCGACUCCCAACCGGAAGCACAAAACCACGAAAAGGGAAGAGAUCGCUAUCCUUGGUACAGCCCUUUUUACGUUCCUCUCGCGUGGCGAUGGAUGUUUUUGAUUGCGGUGGUAUCAAGCAGUGCAGAUCGGUCGCGGUGCAGAUCGCGUUUGAAUCCUUUUGAGAUCUCCGCGGGGAUGGUGUGAAAUCGCCCUCGGCCCGCAGCGAUCUCGAAGAGCAAAAGGCUGUCCAACACAAAGUUCUUGAGUACUCUAAACAAUACCCCUUCCAGUGCAGGAAUGAGGUUUUAUAACACCUGCAAACUGCCUGGAAGAAUUAUGGGGAUCCGGCUGCUUCACUUCUCUUCAGUAGUGAUCCUUCUGUUGCUCCUGGUGGCGGGUGCAUUAACGGCUUUGCUGCCCAAUAUUAAGGAAGACAAAAUGCUUACCCUGCGAAGGGAAAGAAAAUCCCAGAGUCAGGUUGCCUCGGAUGCAUUUACGCUCAUUAUGCAGACAUACAACAGAACCGACUUACUCCUGAAGCUUCUGAAUCAUUAUCAGGCUGUUCCUCAUUUGCACAAAGUGAUUGUUGUGUGGAAUAACAUUGGAGAGAAGGCACCCGAGGAAAUCUGGAACUCCCUGGGACCUCAUCCCGUUCCAGUUAUCUUCAAAGGGCAAACAGUCAAUCGCAUGAGGAACAGACUGCAGGUUUUCCCUGAGUUGGAAACCAAAGCUGUUUUGAUGAUGGAUGAUGAUACCCUAGUUAGUGCCUACGACCUAGUUUUCGCGUUCUCCAUUUGGCAGCAAUUUCCAGAUCAGAUAGUGGGGUUUGUUCCUAGAAAGCAUCUACCUAGCCCGUCAGGAAUAUACAGCUAUGGCAGCUUUGAACUGCAGAGUCCUAGCACUGGCAAUGGAGACCAGUAUUCUAUGGUCCUCAUUGGAGCAGCCUUCUUCAACAGUGAAUAUCUUGAACUCUUUCAAAAGCAGCCGGAAGCCGUGCACGCCAUGAUAGAUGAGACGCAAAAUUGUGAUGAUAUUGCCAUGAAUUUCUUAGUGGCUAAACAUACUGGGAAGGCUUCAGGCAUGUUCGUGAAGCCAGUGGACCUCAGGAAUUUAGAAAAAGAGAGUAACACUGGCUAUUCGGGAAUGUGGCAUCGACCAGAACACUUGCUGCAGAGGUCUUACUGCCUCAAUAAAUUGGUUAGUAUCUAUGGCAACAUGCCAUUAAAAUACUCUAACAUUAUGAUUUCCCAAUUUGGCUUCCCAAACUAUGCUAAUCACAAGAGUAAAAUGUAAGAAGGUGCUGCAAGGCAGUGCUUUCGCCUGCGACUCGGCAAUUCAAAUGGCAAAGUAGGGAAGGGAGUACUAAGGGAUUUGUAGGUGGCACAUUAUUUGAAAUAUGCUUCUGCAAAAAAAAAAAAAACAAUUUGGGGAUCCAAGUUCUGGGUAAAGCGUUCCAUCUCUGUGCUCAACAUGCAAAAGCUUCUUUGGUUGGCUUUGUCAUUUAUCCCUGUUUCGGUCAGAUACUCCCAUUCUUGCACAAGGAUGGAAGUAUCCCACAAAAUUCAGGUGCAUUCACAUGAUGAGUAUUGAUAGUACAUCUCCAGCAGGUUGUAAGCCCAGAUAAAUGUUUAUUAGUGCCCCCAACCCAUCCAUAUAUGAGUAUAUAUUGAUGUCAGUUGUUUUUGACCAGUUAAGAAAUUUUCCCCAGCCAUCCUUACAUCAUCACAGUCAAGAUGGUCUACAGUUCUUUUCAAGCCUACACAUGACACUUGGUUAGUAAUGCCCUGUGUCACGCUAGUGUCUUUCCUUAAUUUAACCCAUUGGAAAUAUGCAAUGAAAUAUUUCUGGGGCGUUCUUUCCCAUUUGGGGUAGCUUUGCAGCCCGUUAGUUCUCCCUCCCCCCAGUAUAAGAAGAAAUAAACAGAACCACCAGAUAUUCAGAGCAAAUGGGCAUACCUUUUGAUUUGUACAUAUAUGAAGAGUCUGCCUUGCACUUCCUUGAAUAUAUUUAUUUUAGCAAUUAUUGUUUGCAUUUGAAAGAGUUUUACUGUAUCUGUCAGACCAAAAGUUACAGGAAGUUGCUUGCUGAGUCUUCCUUCUCUCCUUUUUUGGCAUAAACAUUAAACGUCCAAGCUGGCACAAUGUGUAUUUGUACUUAUGCUGUUUUUCAAUCUGGCCUGCCAUCCCCACAUGCAGCCCCACUCUUUUCCAGCCCUCAGAGCUGCCUUCCAGGAAAUACAGUUCUGGUUUUUUAAAAGAGUUAGCAUGAAGGGUUUUGAAAGCAGAUGUGGGCUUCCAGGCAGUUCUGGUUUCAGUGGGAAGCUGGCUUUUGGGGUGGAAAACUGGUCCCUGGGCCUUCCAACAUUGCACUCCGCUGCCAUAAAGCAAGCUUUGGAGAUGGCGGUACAACUCACAGAGGAAGCAGGAGGGCAAUGCCACAGCAGUCUGGGUCUCAGUUUUCGUCAUAGUCUGUUUAUUCUGUGUAUUCAAGGACUGCAAUCAGGUACCCAGUUACCUGCAUUCCACAUGGAGCCAAAGCCUGAGAUCAAGGAAACCCAUACUACACUUAUUCCCGUAUUUAUUUAUUUAGCAUUGGUAUAUUUCGCAGAACACAUUUUAAUACCUACCAUACUGGGAGACAGUCUUGUCAAUCAGAGGCAGUCUGCCAGGAUUAAAAACAAGUGUGCAUCUAGCUGUGCACACAGAUAUAUCUUGAUCUGAGCAGCAGGAUUAGGUGUGCACAACAGUGUAGGGUUGCAGCUCAUUUCUAGAGUGGCUCAGCUGUAGUGGUGACAUGAUAUAGAUGUCAGUGGCAUGAUUUAAUCUACAAAACCUACUUCCCUGGCCAAUACAGGGCAUAUCAGCCAUGUGGGCUGUGAAGACAGGGACUUACAACAAACAUUUAUCACGCUGAAAUCAAACUGGAAUAGAACUGUGCUUCUUUGCUUGGUGUCAGAAGUGUGCCCUUGUUCAGCAUCUUGUAAAUAUCUGAAAUUGUUGGCUGAUUCCUGCCUUCAGAAAAAUAACUAUUACUUAAUGCUUAGCUCUAAAACAGGAGCUAUGCUACCUUUAUAUUAAGGUGCCAUAUUUCCUACUUACAUUCCUUCAACUAAGUUUAUUUGUAUGUCUUGGUUUGGUUUGGUUUUUCCUGUAUUCCGUUCAAGAAAUAAGCUAAGAACACACUGAAGGACUGAAAUUGUUGGUUUAAAUAUUAAGCAGCAACUACAGAUGUGGCUGCCUAGUGCAGUAGCCGUUUACUCAGAAUUUAUUUUUUCCUAAAGUUUUGUGUAUUUUGUUCUUUUCCAGUCAUAAGCUAUUAGGAGGUUGGUUUCUUUAUUGUUGUUUUCUAACUGAAAACCUAAUAAAGAUGUGUAAUUAUGA
Messenger RNA from Pogona vitticeps (central bearded dragon), 3463 nucleotides. The record is from RefSeq and is a predicted model, not a curated record. NCBI's taxonomy places the organism in Eukaryota, Metazoa, Chordata, Lepidosauria, Squamata, Agamidae.